UAAGGAUUAUUGGCCCAAUUUUGGUAUGCUAGGCAGAUCGCGUAUCUUAGUGGCUAUGCGUGAAACUAUAUCUUAUAGUAUAAACCAUCUAUUCACAUUGAUGGCUAACCGUGAUCUAUAUAGUGGUACUUUCUGCACCUUUAAACAUCUUGCCCUAUCAGGUGCCGCCCCAAUGAUGCGAGAUGACAGCAUUUAGCCUAUUGGAACCAUGAAUAGAGCAAACGCCCAGAACGUACCCAAGGUUCCAGAGCUUUGGAGGGUUCCAUCUAUGAAAGUCACAUAUAGGGUCAUAUUGACCAGAAAGGAAGCUCCUUGAAAUUUACAAGUGCCGACAUACCAGACGUAGAACCAUGAUUGUGUUAUGGGAUUGUUAUAGCCAACUAGAUGUCUCUCCUCAUAUCUUCGUCAGAUUACAAGUAUGCUUAACUCCCUUUGGGGAGAAAUUAUCGUCGCUAGGGGGGGAAAUUAUAUCUUGACCGUACCUGGAAAUAUAAGACCGAAACCAACCCCACGGAGAUACAAGAGCGAUGAUCAUUCCAACUGUCCGCAUUUUUUUUUGCCCAAGAUGAAACGAUUAUUCCUGGUGGCUAAUACUUUAGUGAAGAUCCUCGCGGCUAGCGGGUUGUGCGAUCAAGAUGACAAACCUAGCCUGACAGUAGGCACUCUAACUGGGAAAUACACCGGUCUGCGAAAUCCAGAGUACCAGGGUGUCAGGGAGUUUCGAAACAUACCGUAUGCCGAACCUCCCGUUGGCAAGCUCCGAUGGAAACCUCCCGUGCCUCUCCGUCCCUCACAGGUCCAUCACUAUUCUUACAGGUUCCCUCCUUCGUGUCCUCAAUAUUUGACAUCCAAUUUAUCGCUAUGGAACGCAAAUAUCACCGACUUCUCCAUCUCAACGGGUGACCAAAGUCACUACGCAGGAGAAAUGGCGCAGACCACGGCGGAGGACUGUUUGAGCUUAGCAAUUUGGUCGCCUAUCAACCCUACAUCCCAAGAUAAGCUCCCAGUGGGUUUAUUUCUACCUGGCGGUAGCUUUAGGGGCGGUGGCCUGGAUGCCCCUUAUCACAUACCAGCAGGAUGGGUGAACCGCAGUCAAAAACACAUUAUGGUUACUAUGAAUUAUAGGGUCAACAUCUUUGGAUUUCCGAAUGCCGCUGGGCUCGAGGAUAAUGAUCUCGGUAUUUUAGAUCAGAGACUUGCUCUUGAGUGGGUGUAUGCGAAUAUUGAAGCCUUCGGCGGUGACCCGAGACGUAUCACCGUAUGGGGCCACUCUGCCGGUGGAGUCUCGGCAGACGUCUUGAACUUCGCAUAUCAUGAAGAGCCGCUAGCCGCCGGGUUCUUCCUGAUGUCUGGGACAGCAAUGCGUACUUUUUCACAAGGGGACAACGCCUUGCAAACAAACUUUACGUAUGUUGCUAAGGAGCUGGGAUGCGAUUUUCCAGACGACGCUAAAGCUGAGGUGGAAUGUAUGAGACAGGUCCCUGUGAAUUUAAUUACAAAUUUUGUCGGACAUUAUGGGGACAAAAAGAAGAAGCCUUCUUUGUUCUUUCGACCUACCGCUGACGACAGAGUCAUAUUUAAGAACUACACAGAAAGGGCCGAAAGACGUCUCAUCUCGAAGGUACCAGCACUCAUCAGUGACACUUCGAACGAGCAAUCAAGCCUUAUUUCCUACCCUAUUAAUAACUUGAUACAGGGGCCCAAUAAGACAGAAGUUGACAAAGGAACACUGGACGACUUUAUUUGUCCCGCAUUCAACUCUUCAAAUGUCAGAGAUGCUAAUAAUCUCACCACAUAUCGUUACCAAUACGCCGGAAAUUACUCGAACCUAACUCCAUUUUCUUGGAUGGGAGCGUAUCAUGGUGCUGAUCUUCCCAUGAUCUUUGGAAGUUACAACAUUACAGGUGGAGCUACAGACUUUCAGAGGCAAGUGGCAGAGACGAUGCAAGACUACGUAUUGGCCUUUUUGACCGAUCCGGAGGACGGUUUGAAGUCAUUCAGUUGGCUACCUAGUGGUUACGAAUCUAGAGUGGACGGCUCAAUGGUGAGAUUCGGAGCUGGUAACGUUGUAGUUCAAAGCAUCAACGCCUCAGACGUAGACGUCGCAUGCAUGGGGAUAGGAGAUUAUAACCCCCACCCACAAAAGUGAAAUUGAAUUCAUUAGGUACCCACCUACCUAUUCAUUGACCAGAG
Molecule: messenger RNA, 2193 nt
Organism: Daldinia caldariorum
Lineage: Eukaryota; Fungi; Ascomycota; Sordariomycetes; Xylariales; Hypoxylaceae
Product: alpha/beta-hydrolase
Exons: 1
Coding region: 419-2149 (576 amino acids)
Source: RefSeq, a predicted model, not a curated record